GAGGUCACACACGUUAGAGACAUAAAUUCUCCUACUGAAGUGCAUGGUUCUCACACUCAUCACUCCCUAUAGAAGAUAAACAGCUAUUUUUAGUUAUGGAACCCACAACAAUAAGAGAGGGAUACUUGGUGAAAAAGGGUACAGUGCUGAACUCAUGGAAGGCAGUAUGGGUGGUGUUAGCAGACGAUGCUAUUGAAUAUUACAAGAAGAAGACAGACAGCAGUCCAAAGGGAAUGAUCCCUAUGAAAGGAGCAGCUAUAAACAGCCCGUGCCAUGAUUUCAAUAAAAGAAUGUUAGUGUUUAAGGUCAGCUCAGCUAAGAACCAGGACCAUUUCUUUCAAGCAACCCAUCUUGAGGAAAGAGAGCUUUGGGUGAAAGAUCUCAAGAGGGCAAUCACAUGUAUAGAGGGGGGAAAGAAGUUUGCCAGGAAGUCAACGCGAAAAUCUAUUCGAUUACCGGAAAAUGUUAACCUCAGUGAGCUGUAUAUUUUUAUGAAAGAUCAAGAAACAGGGGUUAAAGAGCUGAAGCUAGAGAAGGAUAAAAGACAGUUUAAUCACUGUUUCACAGGAAACACAGCGGUCGACUGGUUGAUCUCUCAGGGAAAGGCCAGAAACAGAGCUGAGGGGUUGAUGCUGGCCACUGGACUGCUCAAUGAGGGCUUUGUGCUGCCUGCUGGAGAGCUAUCCAAAGAAGGGGCAGAAAAAGAAGCAGAAUGUGUUUUCCUGGAUCAGAUAGAUGCUCUUUAUUAUUUUGCAGAUAGUGGUUUCUUUUGUGAGGGUUACUCCAGUGAUGAGGAUGCGAUCAUGAAGGAGGAGUUUAGAGGUGCAAUAGUCAAACAGGGCUGUUUGCUGAAGCAGGGCCACCGGAGAAAGAACUGGAAAGUCAGGAAGUUUGUCAUCAGAGAUGAUCCUGCUUAUAUCCACUACUAUGAUCCCACCAAGGGUGAGGAUGAUCUGCUUGGUUCCAUUCACCUGCGUGGAUCAGUUGUGACUGCAGUUGAAUAUGUGCCUGAAGCCAAGAGAUACGAGGUUGAUGGGAAUCUCUUUGAAAUCAUCACUUCAGAUGAGAUACACUACUACCUGCAGGCAGCUUCAGCCAAUGAGCGCACAGACUGGAUCAAAGCCAUCCAAAGUGUGGCAAAGUCUGGCAAAUAAUCGGAUAAGAUUUAUGCAGUGGCCCUGACCCAUGCUGUAAUUUGAAGCUCAAUAAAUAAAUAAAGUCAUGCUGUUCUUAUAAUAUAUGCAGAGUGUAUGUUGAAAUUCUUUGCGAAACUCACACAAAUUUGGCUACGCGUCAGACAUGUUCCAAAGUUUGUUGUUGUUUUUACCUUCAGCAUUUGCACAAAACAAGAAGCUUUCUAAUAAUCAUGUGACAUUUUUCUCACUAUAGAGACAGGAUCUGGGCAAAUAUGUUGUUUCACUAUACAGAAUAGAUACUGCACUAGCACUCAUGUGCCCAUCGGGAGAUGUCAACAUGGUGGAAACCAAUAAGGGAACCUACACUGUCUAGCAAUUUCCUGUUAUUUUUAAAUUAGUAACGCUUGCUGUAGCUCUGCAUGAGUUAAAAAAAAAAAGUUAUGUUUUUAGGCUGGAGGAGGUUGUCAAGAAAAAAAUAUAUUGGAUCAGCUUAGCCCUACUGAGCUCUUUUCUGAUACAGAGGCCAUACAUCUACUAAAAAAUCACCUUGACACCAGUUAGUUAAAGUCAUUGCAAAAAUUGCUAUACUAUUAUUUUAUGACAAUUUUGUUUUUGCAGAUGCAUGCCACUGUCACCAUUCCCUUGUUGUCUGCCCUGGGUUUCACUUGUCAUUGUUAAAUGUACUACACUUCCCAGAAUCCACCUGCCAUCACCACUGCCAUUUUGUUCAUUGUUCUCACCUGUGUCUAAUUCAGUCAUCACUCCCUGGUUAUUUAAGCCCUGCUUUUUGUUCACUCCUUGUCGUUCGUUGAAUGUAGUUCAAGCCUGGUCUGUGUUCCUUGCCCUAGUUCUCGGUUUAUGUUUAUUUCCCCAUUGAGGGUUUUUCCUUUGUUUAUUUGUUUGUUCAUUUAAUAAAGAAGUCCCGCAUUUAGA
Messenger RNA from Xyrauchen texanus (razorback sucker), 2069 nucleotides. RefSeq names its product pleckstrin-like. Lineage: Eukaryota; Metazoa; Chordata; Actinopteri; Cypriniformes; Catostomidae. Gene Ontology annotation, biological process: actin cytoskeleton organization; intracellular signal transduction. The transcript has 9 exons. The coding region runs from base 96 to 1154 and encodes 352 amino acids. The record is from RefSeq and is a predicted model, not a curated record. Gene Ontology annotation, cellular component: plasma membrane.